AUGUCGUUGCCAGCGUAUAUUUGUGGCGAAAUCAUCUUCAUCGAUUCGUUCCAAGCUACCGAGGACUUUAACCCGUAUCGUCUGGCGUACGGCACGCGGUUCUACGUGGUGACUGUGUCAAGCGAGUAG
Molecule: messenger RNA, 129 nt
Organism: Aphanomyces astaci
Lineage: Eukaryota; Oomycota; Saprolegniomycetes; Saprolegniales; Verrucalvaceae
Exons: 3
Coding region: 1-129 (42 amino acids)
Source: RefSeq, a predicted model, not a curated record